GCUGUGAGUGAGUGGGACGGGCGCGCGGUGCUGCUCACUGUGAGCUAGAAACUCAAGCGAUGGAGACCUGAUCUGUGUAACACCGCGCUGUGGGAUUAUAGUUAAUACAUAACAAAAAAAAAAACAACAACAUAUAACUCGUCGUUAAUGGACUCAUGACCGGAGGGCGCUGGUUUCCCAGGGAUAGCGGAAGGAACCGGACGAUUCUCGGUGCGCUCGCGGACACGUAAGCGACGCGGAAAAAGUUGCGCGCGAGUCGGUUUGUGUUUGUCAGGCUCGCGCGUUUGUUUACCGUCGUUAGCUGCAGUGCUAACGGGCUGGUGUUUGGUCUUUGGCUUGUUUGUUAUUCUUGUUAAAGAAGUAUAUAAAUAUAUAAUGGCGGGUUUACAGGCGAAAGUGUUGUACGACUUUGCUUCUGAAAACCCGGGAGAGAUCUCGGUGAAGGAGAAUGAGAUGGUGACUCUGUACAGUGAGCAGGACAUAGAGGGCUGGCUGGAGGCACUGAACAGUAACGGGCAGAGAGGACUCAUCCCUGCGUCCUACGUCGAGGUCCUGAAGAACGAAAUACCUUCCUCCCUUAACAACAACAACAUUGCUGUUGAUUCGUACCAGGGCUCUCAGAGUGCCAAUACUUAUGCCAAUGCAGCACCUCCAUUACAGCAGAGCUACCCAGCAAGCCAAGGGAGCGACGACGACUGGGACGACGACUGGGACGACAGCUCGACGGUGGCUGACGAGCCGGGUGUCACACGUGGAGGUCUCCACGUUUACGAAAACGGGCCGAACACCUACAGGGUGUCCACGUCCUCCAUGGCCCGUGGUCCGAACGCUCAGCAAGCCAAGAGUUCGGCUACGGUGGGCAGAAACCUUAACAGGUUCUCUACGUUCGUGAAGUCGGGAGGCGAGGCGUUUGUGCUGGGCGAGGCGUCCGGAUUUGUCAAGGACGGCGAUAAGAUCUGCGUGGUGAUCGGGCAGUAUGGCCCCGAGUGGCAGGAAAACCCGUACCCUUUUCUGUGCACCAUCGACGAUCCGACCAAGCAGACGAAAUUUAAGGGGAUGAAAAGCUACAUCUCGUAUAAACUAACUCCGACGCACACGCAGAACGCGGUGAACCGUAGGUAUAAGCAUUUCGACUGGCUCUACGCCAGGUUGGUCGAGAAAUUCCCGGUCAUUUCAGUUCCACACAUCCCCGAGAAGCAGGCCACCGGCCGAUUCGAAGAGGAUUUCAUUUCCAAAAGAAGGAAAGGUCUGAUAUGGUGGAUGAACCACAUGACGAGCCACCCGGUGCUGUCCAGGUGUGAUGUCUUCCAGCACUUUCUGACGUGCAGCAGUACAGACGAAAAGAGCUGGAAGCAAGGCAAGAGGAAGGCGGAGAAGGACGAGAUGGUCGGAGCGAACUUCUUCCUCACGAUCAGCACACCUGCGUCCUCUCUCGACUUGCAAGAAGUCGAGAGUAAGACUGACGGGUUUAGAGGCUUCACCAAAAAAAUGGACGAUAGCGUGAUACAGGUGAACGCCACGCUCAACGAGUUUGCAAGGAAACAGAUCACUGGAUUUAAGAAGGAGUAUCAGAAAGUCGGCCAGGCGUUUAAGAGUCUCAGCCAAGCUUUCGAGCUUGACCAGCAGACGUACUCUGCCGGCCUGAACCAUGCGCUUGCAUACACUGGCGAUGCUUACGAAGCCAUCGGAGACUACUUUGCAGAACAACCGAAACAGGACGUGGACCCAGUGCUGGAUCUCCUUGCACUGUACCAAGGACAUCUUGCCAACUACCCUGACAUCAUCCAUGUUCAGAAAGGUGCUUUGACCAAGGUGAAGGAGAGCCAGAAACACGUGGAGGAGGGUAAAAUGGAGCGGCAGCAGGCCGACGGCAUCGCGGAGCGCUGCAACAUCAUCUCGUUUGCCACGCUAGCCGAAAUCCAGCACUUCCACCAGAUCCGCGUGCGCGACUUCAAGGCCCAAAUGCAGCACUACCUGCAGCAGCAGAUCAGCUUCUUCCAGAAAGUCACAGUUAAGCUGGAGGACGCGCUCAAGCAGUACGACAACGUCUAAAUCCACCACAAACCCUUCAUCUUCAUUUUCCCAGGAGGAAGGUGAAUGUUAGCCAGCCUCUAGUUUAGCAAUACGCUAAAAAAAAUGAGAAAACAUUUUAUUUUAUUAUUAUUAUUAUUUUUUAAUCUACACGAUGAAUGUCUUGUCGCCGCAGAGCAGGGCUGAUUAAAGCGUACAGGGGGAAAUCAUGUGACGAGAUAUCGUUAACUCUCUCUAGGAGAGGUAAUGAUUUCCAGAUAAAAGGGAAGGGAAGACUUGUUUUUUUUUUUAACAGCUAGGAGAUUAGAUUACAGCUCUGUGGAACUAAUAGCACUGAGGGGCAAUAAGCAUUCCAGAUUGUGGAAAGCACAAUUUCUGCUUUACUAACACAGCAGUUUAUUUACACGGAAAAUCUGAUUAUAAAUCGCAGUGCGCUCCUGCACUCCUUCAUGCCAACCUUCAGAAGUGAGCUUAUUUUCGAAAUGUUUACAGAGAUCUGAUGAGUAGCUGUCUUCACUUUGCCGUGCCUUCUCAACCCUGUCUCUUGUAAUAUUUUUUAAUUCCUUUUUAAAAAAAUAAAUAAAUAAUAAUAAAAAAAAAACAUUACAUACAUUAUAUAUUGUACUUAUUCUUAGAUGUUUUAUAAGGCCUUUAUUUUUUUGGACCUUGCUGCUAAAGUAAAAAAAUGUUGGUUGUGUGGGUCGUGUUCCAUUACGAGAAGACGUGGGAACAGAAUGUCCUAAUUUGGCUCUGGGAGUGAUUUUAUUAUUUUAUGUUUUCCCAUGAUGUUUUCAGUAACACUCCAGAAAACCGGAUUAAAAGAAAACAGUUGUGCCCUGGGUUGAUCGCCUCAAUCAUUUGGUAAUAGAUAUGAAAAUAUUCCCAUGACACGUGGAUCAGGGAUUUACUGUAAAUAAAGUGAUUAACAGCCUAACCACGUGGCUCACUCAGGACUUCACUUCUGUCGUGUAUUAUCACGGACACUUCCUACGGACCGGACGUGCAACCCCAUGGAGGACUAAGGAUCGAUUUUAUUUCAUCCUGAAUGUUUUUUUUUAACAUCGUGUUUAAGAAAACAGCUUGAAAAAAAAUUUUCACUUUUUUUUUCUUCAAAAAUAAACCCUGCACAUAACUUA
Molecule: messenger RNA, 3167 nt
Organism: Clarias gariepinus (North African catfish)
Lineage: Eukaryota; Metazoa; Chordata; Actinopteri; Siluriformes; Clariidae
Gene: snx18a
Product: sorting nexin 18a
Exons: 2
Coding region: 376-2052 (558 amino acids)
Biological process (GO): endocytosis; plasma membrane tubulation; mitotic cell cycle
Cellular component (GO): plasma membrane; cytoplasmic vesicle
Molecular function (GO): phosphatidylinositol binding; protein binding
Source: RefSeq, a predicted model, not a curated record